CUUCAUCGUACACCAUCGGGUUAUCUUUAUCUUCUGCUGCCGAGGGACGAAACAGCGACUGAUUGGGAACCCUAAUUUUGAGAACAUCUCUAAAAUCAGAGCUCUAUCACCUCCAAAUUAUCAGGAUUCCUCAUAGUAUUGUGACUGCUGGUUGCUGUGUAAGGUGUUAAAUGCUAAUGGAGAAAUCUUAAGGAGUAAAAUGACAUAUAGGAACAGAGGUUUAGUGUUAUUGUCUGAAAUGGCAUCAGUGUCUAGUCAGCCACAGUUCCGUUACACCCAGACACCCUCAAAAGUGCUUCACUUGAGAAACUUGCCAUGGGAGUGCACAGAGGAGGAACUGAUUGAACUUGGGAAGCCAUUUGGUAAAGUUGUGAACACAAAGUGCAAUGUUGGAGCAAAUCGAAAUCAAGCUUUUAUUGAAUUUGCAGACUUAAAUCAAGCCAUUGCAAUGAUAUCAUAUCAUGCCUCAUCAUCGGAGCCUGCUCAAGUACGGGGGAAAGCUGUGUAUCUACAAUAUUCCAAUAGGCAAGAAAUAGUGAAUAAUAAAACUGCUGCAGAUGUUGCUGGAAAUGUACUUUUGGUAACAAUUGAGGGUGCAGAUGCACGCCUUGUCAGCAUUGAUGUUAUGCACUUGGUUUUUUCAGCCUUUGGAUUUGUGCACAAGAUUACUACAUUUGAGAAGACAGCAGGAUUCCAGGCCCUGGUGCAAUUCUCAGAUGCAGAAACUGCCACUUCUGCAAAGGAUGCUUUGGAUGGAAGAAGCAUACCCAGGUACCUGCUCCCUGAGCAUGUGGGACAAUGCACCCUUAGGAUCACAUAUUCUGGGCAUUCAGACUUAAGUGUCAAGUUUCAAAGCCACAGAAGCAGAGACUACACUAAUCCUUACCUUCCUAUUGCUCAAUCAGCCAUGGAGGGAAGUGGACAGUCCAUGAUGGGCUUGGAUGGGAAGAGACUGGAGGCCGAAAGCAAUGUCCUUCUGGCAUCUAUUGAGAACAUGCAGUAUGCAGUAACCUUGGAUGUCUUACACAUGGUUUUCUCUGCUUUUGGACCUGUCCAAAAGAUUGCUAUGUUUGAUAAGAAUGGUGGUUUGCAGGCUCUGAUUCAAUAUCCAGAUAUUCAAACUGCCGUUGUGGCCAAGGAAGCCUUGGAAGGACACUGCAUAUAUGAUGGAGGUUAUUGCAAGCUCCACAUCUCAUUUUCUCGUCAUACUGAUCUUAGUAUAAAGGUCAAUAAUGAUAGGAGUAGAGACUAUACUAUUCCUAAUGCACCUGUAGUGAACACUCAGCCUUCAAUUUUAGGGCAACAUCCAGUUCCCAUGACGGGUGCUCCUGCUCAACAAUACAAUGGACCUCAGUACGCUCCAAUUACUGAGCAGACUAUGAUGCCUCAUUCUCAGGCUGGAUGGGGAACAGUUCCACCAAUAGUACCUCAGUCUAUGCCACAGAUGCAUAAUAAUCCUUACAUGCCACCUGGUACAAUGCCACAACAAACGGCCCCAGGAAUGAUGCAGUUUCCUAGUCGCAUUCAAUAGCAUGCAUCUCCCAUGUCUCAAAUAGACCAACAAUUGGCUAGCAGAGUCAGCGCAUCUGCAGAAGUGAGGAUCACAAUUUAAUUCGGGUUUCCUAUAUGGGGAAACUGGCCUACAUUUGCUGGCUUGAUUCUGAAUCUCAUAGUAUGUUUCUCCCUUGGUUGAUUUUUAGAUUUUGAAUUUAUGUAAGCAAGUGGUCAAGAACUUUUUCUUGGUUGGCAACUUUGAAACAACUACUCAAUCUAUUUUUCUUUUAUUU
Molecule: messenger RNA, 1787 nt
Organism: Gastrolobium bilobum
Lineage: Eukaryota; Viridiplantae; Streptophyta; Magnoliopsida; Fabales; Fabaceae
Product: polypyrimidine tract-binding protein homolog 2-like
Exons: 12
Coding region: 200-1531 (443 amino acids)
Biological process (GO): regulation of RNA splicing
Cellular component (GO): nucleus
Molecular function (GO): mRNA binding
Source: RefSeq, a predicted model, not a curated record